This is a messenger RNA of Platichthys flesus (European flounder), 723 nucleotides long. RefSeq lists its product as uncharacterized. Lineage: Eukaryota; Metazoa; Chordata; Actinopteri; Pleuronectiformes; Pleuronectidae. The transcript is spliced from 2 exons. Bases 20 to 700 code for a protein of 226 amino acids. The record is from RefSeq and is a predicted model, not a curated record.
CCCAUUCUUCCAGGUCACUAUGUGGCGCUGUUGGAUGUGGCCCUUAAUCUUGGCCUGGGUGUCCAUGGCAACCCCGACGCUCUGCCAGAGUGGGGAUGUAGACUGGGGUUCAGGCUUUGGCUUUGAUCCCGCCGUAAUGUCCACCAACGACACGUCGCAGGCAGCCGGCGACGAGCCUGUGAGGAUGAAAAACAGCCGUGACUCUCACACAUCAGCAGCACUUCCAUCACUGUCUCCCACUCUGCACCACGAGCCCCAGCCGGACAGGUGCUCGCUCCACUUCGCCACCGACGCCGCUCUGGCGCGACGGCUGAAGGCUCAGAGAGAGGAGCUGGCUUAUCUGCAGGCCCUCCAGCACGGGAACCAGGCGGUGAUGGAGAACUUGGCUCAGUUUGUGGGGGCAGUGGUGGGAGAUCAGAGGUACGAGGACGUGAUCGAGGAGAACCUCGUCGGCAUAAAGGAGGAGCACAAGAGGUGUCGGGAGGUGGUGGAGAAGGCUGAGGACGAUCUGGAGAAGCAGCUGGAAGGAGACGCGUUGGACACCCUGGCUGGGAUGCAGAAAAUCAGAGAAGAGUCCUCGGCUUUCGACGCCAUGCACCGUGCUGCCGCAGACAUCGCCAACAGGCUGGAGAGCUCAUCGCAGGCCCUGCAGGCCUCAUUCACCAAGCAGCUAAAAGAGAUCAACAAAAUCCAUCGCUAAGCAAGAGUUCACACGGCUUUUAA